AGUUAUAUAAUCGUUGCUCCGAACGCCCAACAUCGUUGUGACUUACUUCAUCAUCUUCGCACUUGUGAAAGUGCCCUACCCCUCCUUCCCCCCUUUGCCUGUGAUCCGAUACUACUUUCACGACGCGAACAACAUCUGCCACUUCGUAUUCAGUGCCGCCACCCAUCUCGACGCCGUACACUAUCGACCACCCUGCCACCAGUCUUAAAAUCACGACGCCAACCCUUCCCAGUAAGCCAUGGUCCCCGCAGAAAACGCGGUCGGAUCAGCCAUCGAACUGUAAGGACUGGCACCUCGUGACGCCCGGAGAGUAAUGCGAGUCCAUUGUCAGCGAUCACCACGGAUGGGUAGGAAUGGAGGACUGGCAUCUAUGAAAUCAUACUAUGCUCGUAGUUGGUUACCAGAACCUAACUCGUGGCUUGUGCCAUCAUCCCAGUCUUCCUCGGAACCCCAGCGCUUCUUCCUAAUGUUUGUCCCCAACGCCACGGUCCCGCCUAUGGUAAUCCCGGCAUCCGUGGAGCUGCCGCCUGUCGACACAGACUUUGAGCCCAACCCGGUACAGGACCCGCUGCCUACAGACUACGUGGAGUACUACCAGAUGUGGUCAAUAAGAUAGAGCCGUCCUCAUUCCAUAUACAAGUUCCAGCCUACUAACACUUGUUCCCCCGAACAAAAACAGGCCGACACACGCCGCCAGGUCGUGCCAAUGCACAAGAGCAUCGCCGAAUGUCAGUCCCUGGCUUGGUAGCUGUUUCUAAACAAUAACUGCUAUGGCCUCUGGCCUGGUUACUACUGCCGCCUGUGAGUCAGUAACGCCAUCCCGAAGCCGCCGCCGGACUGCACGACUAGUAUGCCGAGCGAGCCCUCAACGUCCACAUCGUCUAGACCCGUAGCGACACCACUGCAUCUGCCAAUGUUGCGGGAGUCAGCAUCUCUUCAAAGUGGGGAGCUUUACUCGCAUAAAUGAGUAAUAAUGAAGAUAUUAUAUAUGAAUCCUUGCUAUUUAUGCCAAUGUGGCGGCCAUUGGUAUUAUUGUCGGGCGCUUGCAUUGACUAUAGUAUUCUCAAGAUGGGUUCCAUGAUGUAAAAUAAUAUUUAUUACACGUAUAAGAC
Molecule: messenger RNA, 1112 nt
Organism: Colletotrichum navitas
Lineage: Eukaryota; Fungi; Ascomycota; Sordariomycetes; Glomerellales; Glomerellaceae
Exons: 1
Source: RefSeq, a predicted model, not a curated record